CCAUUUGGCCAUGUUACGACCUACCAACAGUAAUGUUAAAAUUUCAAUCUUUUUUUUUUCCAAUUUUUUUUCAAUUUUUUUACAAUUUGUUUUCUCUUUCCGGUAUAUUCGAGCAAGACCUAUGGUGGAAAAUGAGUGCCGCGUUGCGUCAGUCGUGCGGACCUACUGAGAUACGUGUGUUCCAAAAAAUGAAACAAACUUCGUCUAACAGUUUCAAUGAGCGAGACUUACGCUGUAAAACGAAACAAGAUCUUAAUGGUAUAUAUACUUCGAAAAACCGUUCCGCUAGACCGUCCCAAAUCUCUCGAAAAGAAUCGAGAGUCCCGUUAAAAAUUCUGACAAGCACGCUACGAUGCAGAACGCGAUUCUCGCAUUUUGCAAUUUUAUUUUAUUUUAUUUUA
Molecule: messenger RNA, 401 nt
Organism: Heterotrigona itama
Lineage: Eukaryota; Metazoa; Arthropoda; Insecta; Hymenoptera; Apidae
Source: the annotation of a GenBank genome assembly